UCAUCAACUCACUUUAAAUAAACUCCUUCUGACUCCAUUCAGAAUCCAAAUCUUUUCAAUGGGUAGCCAACUGAAGAAGCAAUGGCCUCAAUUUGCUUGUGCUUUGGCCCUUUUCUUGAUUGCAACUUGCACUACGGCAUAUACACCUGAUUCUUAUGAAUCACAAACUUCAACAUACAAUAAAGUACCAAUCACAGUAGCUAAAAGUGACGACUACAAAAAACCAUCACUUCCAGAAGAUAGCUACAAAAAGGUGCCAACUGUUUCAAAGGUACCCUCGGUACCUAAAGAGGAAUACAAGGCGCCAUCUUUGCCAAAGAAUGACUACUACAAGACGCCAUCAGUUCCAGAAGCUAACUACAAGAAGGUGCCGGCUAUUCCAAAGGUACCCUCAAUGCCUAAACCGGAAUACAAGGCUCCAUCUCUACCAAAGAAUGACUACUACAAGAAACCAUCAAUUCUAGAAGAUAACUACAAGAAGGUGCCAACUGUUUCAAAGGUACCCUCGGUACCUAAAGAGGAAUACAAGGCGCCAUCUUUGUCAAAGAAUGACUACUACAAGAAGCCAUCAGUUCCAAAAGAUAACCAUAAGAAGGUUCCAUCUAUUCCAAAGUUACCCUCAGUGCCUAAACCGGAAUACAAGGUGCCCUCUUUGCCAAAAAAUGACUACUACAAAAAAUCAUCAGCUUCUCCACCACCACCCUACUACUAUAAUUCACCCCCUCCUCCUUCACCAUCACCACCACCUCCUUACCAUUAUUAAUCAUCUUCAACUCAUUCUCCAUCACCACCUCCUCCAUGUUAAUUAUUAAAUUUUCAUGUUUCAAGGAAGUCCUUCUCCAGCUCAACAUAUAUAAACCGUAGGAUCCCACAUUAUGAGUUCGAAGGCAUGAUAUCAUAAUUUGUAAUUCUUUAUUUGUUGUUUUUCCGUUUCCUUCUUCGAUUUGCAAUUGUUUUGUCAUUCAAAUUGUACUUUGAUGUUUCCAAAGAAUUGUUUCAAUUGAAUACAAGUUAAGUAAU
Messenger RNA from Lycium ferocissimum, 1020 nucleotides. RefSeq names its product protein PELPK1-like. NCBI's taxonomy places the organism in Eukaryota, Viridiplantae, Streptophyta, Magnoliopsida, Solanales, Solanaceae. The transcript has 3 exons. The coding region runs from base 59 to 763 and encodes 234 amino acids. The record is from RefSeq and is a predicted model, not a curated record.